CCAUUAACGACUUGUACACACGUCUCAGUUGAGGGCCGAUUGCGUUGCAAAACAAAGUCCAUACACUGCUACACAUUAUAGAGAUACAACAUUUUUGUGUUAAACAGAGCAAGGGUGACCUGAUAUUUUGUAUUCAAGUAUCCAAAAGUCAUGCUCAGGUUUGAGAAUAAGGUCACCCUGGUAACUGGUGGUUCCAAAGGCAUUGGUGAAGGUGUGGUACGGGAAUUUGUCAAAGCUGGAGCUAGAGUUUCAUUUUGUGCGAGGGGUGUGGAGACAGGGCAGGCUCUGGAGAAGGAGCUAAACAAAAAAGGCCCCGGGGAAUGUUUCUUUAUUCAAUGUGACGUCAGAGACGAGAGCCAAAUUAAGAGAACCAUCGAGAAAACCAUAGCACGGUACACACAGCUUGAUUGCCUGGUAAACAAUGCAGCUUGGCACCCUCCUGAGCAAACCAUCGAUGACGUCAGUGUUGAAGAGUUUACUGAGCUGCUCAAAUACAACGUUGUCAGUUAUUUCGUUUUCUGCAAGAAUGCACUUCCGCAUCUUAGAAGGACAAAAGGAAACAUUAUAAAUGUCUCAAGUCACGUGGCCAAGAUGGGAGAACUUUGCUCCAUUCCAUACAUAAGUACGAAGGGUUGCAUCGAUGGAAUGACAAAAGCUAUGGCGGUAGAUGAAGCGAAAUAUCAAGUCCGAGUAAACUCUGUUUCUCCAGGGAAUAUUUGGACACCCCUUUGGAAAGAGGUGGCAGAUUCUUCUGCCGAUCCGGAUGCAAUGAUUAAGGAGGGAGAAGAAAGCCAGCUUUGUGGUAGGUUCGGUACCAUUGAAGAAGCCGGGAAGAUGUGCCUAUUCGUGGCCGCUGAUGCGACAUUCUGCACCGGCAAUGACUUCUUAUUCACCGGUGGAGCGGAGCUGGGGUACGGCCGCAAGACACAGAUUAAACCAGCGGAAUGAACGGUCGAGUUGGUCUUCUGUGACAGUGACAGGAUAAAAGUGUUCUGAUGAUAUGACCCCAAUUUCAAGAUUAUGCCCUAAUUCUCAUAUGAAAAUCUUUGCUUUGAAUGAGACUGCCAUGAAAUCAUAGUGAAGUGCAGGACUAAUGGUAGACUUUGAGGCGCUAGGUGGCAGCAGACUUACCAGGUAAACUUCCAUUGUUUACGUAGUUCACAUUACCGAGAACAAUGGAUUUUACCUGGUAAGUCUGCUGCCACCAAAAGUCCCCUAUUGGCUGAAAUUCAAGGAGCUAUUUCUCUGUCACAAUGGGAAAUGUGAUUCCUUAUACCAUCUUGAAAAUCUGAGUCACGAGAAAAUAGUGAAAAACCGUGUACACCUUUUGCAUGUGAUCGAUUUAAAAGUAAUGAAUAAAACACCAAACGGAAAAUUAAUUGUGUUUAUUUCACAUAAAAUAAUAUGACAUUUCAGAGGGAUUAUUUCAAGGGAUGUUUUUACUAUCCUCAUCUUUGAGUAAUUUUAUGUAAGGCUGUGGUAUUCACGACUUUCUUUUUGUCUUACCAAUUCUGUAAUGUUCCUUUAAAGGCAGUGGACACUAUUGGUAAUUACUCAACAUAAUUAUUGGCAUAA
Molecule: messenger RNA, 1575 nt
Organism: Asterias rubens (European starfish)
Lineage: Eukaryota; Metazoa; Echinodermata; Asteroidea; Forcipulatida; Asteriidae
Product: 17-beta-hydroxysteroid dehydrogenase 14-like
Exons: 9
Coding region: 151-948 (265 amino acids)
Biological process (GO): steroid catabolic process
Cellular component (GO): cytosol
Molecular function (GO): estradiol 17-beta-dehydrogenase [NAD(P)+] activity
Source: RefSeq, a predicted model, not a curated record